Messenger RNA from Tigriopus californicus, 4484 nucleotides. Its product is annotated as SH3 domain-containing kinase-binding protein 1-like. The transcript has 9 exons. The coding region runs from base 16 to 3822 and encodes 1268 amino acids. Lineage: Eukaryota; Metazoa; Arthropoda; Copepoda; Harpacticoida; Harpacticidae. Gene Ontology annotation, molecular function: protein binding. The record is from RefSeq and is a predicted model, not a curated record.
ACCAGGAGAAAUACGAUGCCCGCAUCGGAUAUGCGGGCCCUGCCUCGCCAAGAACAUGAAGCGUUAUGUGUGUAUAGCGACCCCAAUCGACCCCAAUCCCAAGUGAGGGUCUAUCAAGUGAACAAGAAUGACCCCCGACUCUAUUGUCAAUGUGCUGUGCAUCGGAAACAAAAGCAAAAUGUGAAUAACCAUCAUCAACAACAACAACAACAGCAGCAGCAGAGGCGACUUGGGUCGUCCUCGAGUCCAGUACUAAAGCGUCAAACGAGUCUUUUGUCUUUGCUCUCGCUGAAAAGCCUCAAUCGCAAGUCCGUGUCGAGAUGUUCCUCGUUGAAGACGAACGAACCCGAGGAUGCGCCGCCUCAGACCUCAAGAUUUUCGUCUAGUGUGAAGUUGUUGAAGCCCUUCUUGUCUUUAGACUAUUCCAAGAAGCGUUGGGCUGGGUCGUGCGAUACAGGGCUCAAUUGUGACCACAUUGUUCAUUUGCGAGGCUUUCAGAGACGGGGAACGGUCUACCACAACCAAAAUCCUCACCAGCCUUUGAGAACGAGUGCCUCUACAUCCACGUUAUUGAUUGGGAACAACCAUCUUAGUCUACCUCAAGAAAUUGCAACUACCUGCGAUCGAAAACUCGAGGUCGUCUCCAAGAGCGAUAUGAAGGCUCAACAGAAGCCCUCGUUAAGCCUCUCCUCGUCGGUGGACGAUGGUCUCAAUGACGACGAAUCCGAUGAUAUUGACAGUGAAGUGAAACUCCGACCCAAACUUCAGACCUCCUCGAGUAAAUCGGGGCCCAUCGCCAAACGCCAAUGUCGAGUCCUGUUUUCCUACGCACCCGCUCAUGAGGACGAACUGGAAUUGCAAAUGGAUGAAGUCAUCGACUUCUUAGGUGAGGUCGAGGACGGAUGGUGGCGAGGAGCGUUAAACGGAAAAACGGGCGUGUUCCCAUCAAAUUUCGUGGAGAUGGUCAAUUCCCCGGGGACUGGGGAACCCUCGCUCAAAACGCCUCCAGCCGUGGAAAACAUUCUGGAGAGCAAAAACAAAAAGAACGAUCCAAAUCUGAAAGAACCUGCCCGAGUAGACAUUGUCGAGGCCAGUCGAGCCAAGAUAUCCAAUCUGAUACAAGAGGCCGAAUCGAAAGCCAAGCCAGGUCGACUUCCUAUUUCAGCUUUCGAGAACAAACCCAGUAACAGUGCAUCACCUAAAAAGGAAGCUCAGUCUCGACCUUCAUUUGCCUUGGGGCUGGUGGCAUCCUUAGGGGGCGGCAAGACUAACGUGACCCCGGUCUCUGCUGUGAACACCGUUGUCAUCGAGAAUCACAACCUGCUCAAGAAGAGCACUAAACCGGCCUCGAAUGAUCCUGCUCAGCACCCUCUGAAAGGAGCAGAACGUCGUCAAUCUCCCCUUGGGAGAGAAUCCAAUCCUGAUCUCAAGAAUUCGACGUCAUCGACGUCGUCCAACAAUGUCAGCAAUAUCAGUGCCCCCAGACUUCCUCCCAAACCAGUCAAAGAACAGUGUGUCGUCCAGUUUCCGUACACAGCCUUAAAUGAGGAUGAGCUGACCUUGGCCGAAGGGCAGGUUGUCUCGAUCAUCACAAAGGAGGUGGAGGAUAAGGGCUGGUGGAAGGGUGAAUUAGAGGGGAAGGUGGGCGUGUUUCCGGACAAUUUCGUCAAGCUUCUCCCUUCCUCUGGAACGAAUACCACCAAUGGAUCUUUCGAAGAGCUCGGCGUCAAGGCUCCAAAUGCUCUAAAGAAGCCUCAAAGGCCCCCCGGAAGUCCGACCUUGAAGAGCAAUCAGCAGAAAAAGUCAGGAGGAGGGGGAGGGUCAUCCUCCACCCAAAACGCAAGACAAAUGGAGAGAAAGCUCAGUUCCACUUCAUCCUCCAUGGACGAGAAUUCUCGGGGAAGCCGAGAGCAAUUGGACGAGCCCGAUGUGAGCCUGCCCGCCCCUAAGAAAGUGAUUACCUCGUCAGUGCGGGAGCGAUCCAAAAGGCUGUUCAAUACCAGCAAGGAUAACCUGAACUCGGGCCCAGAUUCGUCCAAGAGGAAUUCGUUCGGCAAGGCCAAUCCACCUCCAAGACCGAAACCUCCAUCGGCUUCAGCCAAACCUGUCGCUUCAACGCCAACGGCGCCCGCCACGGUGGCCAAUAUCAAACCCAUUUCCUCUACUUUCAACAAGGUGACUGCGGCUGUGACCUCGAAAUUAGCGGGAUCAGUAGGACACAAAGCCCAAGGCUUGCCGAGCUCCGCUAACCGACAUCAAAGCCUACCUGUGACUGCCCAAGAAACCAUGGGUGUUCUAUUGGACAACGAAUUGGAUUGUGUGGAACGCAAUGAACGAUUGGCCCAUCCGACGGCAGGAAGAGCCAAGGCUCCCAAAAGGCGCCCGCCCUCCUCGAUUUUCGUCAAAGAAGCCAAGGCCAACGAUGACGUCUUCGAAACGAUGAUCGUCCCGGAGACGCCGGACUCUUCGCUAGGCGGCGAUGACUUGUCCGAGAGCUCUUCUAGUAAAGACAAAGAGACCCUAAGUAAAUCCUUGGACAGUGGUUUAAGUGUGGAUUGUCGUGAUCCGUCGCCCACGUCCCAACUCGUCCCUCCUGAUCAAUCUCGGGAAGCCAACAAAAGUCGGCUUUCAUUCAAGUUGGUCAGAAAACAAGUGAAGGAUGUUCUGGGUGGUUUGACCAAUGGGAGUCAUUCCUCAUCCUCUUCAGAUUCGUUGCAAAAGCAGAAGUCCAAUGAGGAUCUCACCAAAGCCAGUCCACCCAAGGAUUCGGUCAAAAUGGCUUCAGCCAAAAAGCAGCCGCCUCCAAAACCACCCGUGUCCGUUUCGGCAACUGUUGUUGUACCUGCGACCGUUCUAACCACGGCCAAUCCGGAAAACAACAAAGGUGAGCGGAUUAUCGCACCCAAAGUCGAGGAGACCGAGAAGCCCUUCUGGUUAGAGGAAUUGAGUCGGAAGCAGGCCAACCGGAAGAGUCUUUUGAAAGAGCAGCAACACAACAAUCACCCAUCCCACCAGAGCAACAAUUCCAGUGGUAUUAACAGUAGCGAGCAUGCGAGCAAUAAAUCAAAAGAAAAUGAGGCUCCCACCGAUACCAACAACCAUGGAGCACCUCUUGUUCCCGAGAACAAGCCCGUUAUUCCCGUUAAGCCCAGUCAGAUCAAGGACGAUGUUUCGAGUCGAAAAUCCAUCUUCUUGUCCAGUGUGAAACGGCCCUCGUCCUUGACCAAUCAUCCCAACCCCGAGCCCAAGUCUUUGGUGACCACCACAACAACCGGCUCGAUAGAUUUAUCCUCGCAAUUAGCACACACACCACCAGCUUCGUCUUCGACGUCUUCCUCCACCACCUGUGGAUCGACCACAUCCGUGACCACAUCUUGUUCAUCCACCACGAGCUCAGUGACUUCCUCGCCGGAGAAAGUGCCCCAAAAUCAUCGCGGUUCUUUAGAAAAGCCGUUGGUUUCUCAUGUCGAAACGAAUCCCAAGGUGGUGUCAAAAGAAUCCAAAGCCGCAGAUAACGACACCCAUCGGCCGUGGACCAAGUCUUCCUCGGUGAAGAUUGAGGACUCGAAGCGCGUCAAAAAGACCAGAGAUUCCGUUGACAAUGGCGUUUUGGCAGCAAAACCUGACUCGGAUUUGGAUGAUCUGGAGAAGUUAGCUUUGAUUGAUAGGGUCCGUCGGCUGGAAGAAGUGGUGAAAAUGAUGGAACUCACGCACAAAUCCGAAAUGUCCAACAUGAUGAGCGAGUUGCAAACGGAGCGUGAAACGCGGUCCAAUUUGGAGAAAGAACUCGAGCGAUUCAUCCGGACAUCAUCCAUUGUUUAAACCCGAGAUUGACGCCGAAGCAUGCAGUGCAAUUGGACUAACCAUACCCGUUAUUCUCUUUUUCGACAUAAUUACUACUUCUUGUACUACCGCUAGAAAGUAUCAUCGAUACUUCUACUACUACUAUUAUUGCUGCUGCUACUAGGUACUACCAACACUACUACUAUUACUACCACUACUAUUACUACUACUACUACUUACCAUUUGUAUGUUCACUAGGUCUAGUCAGGCAAGUGUGCUUGUUGUAUGAGUCUGACUACCAAUUAACCGCUUUUAAGACUAGCUUCAGAUUGUGAUGAUCAAUGAACCAGAUGCAGAUAAUUCUGGGCAAAAAUGAAGAAAAGCUAACAUUACCGCUCUUCGUUCCACUGAUAUCCAUACAUAUAUCAAAUCCAAGCCUUUGGAUGAAAUGUCUCAAAGUAUUUUCCUUGCAUUUCCAAGUUUCAAGUACAUUGAUAUUUUUCCCCCGACUUCGAUCGUCUCUGACGUGCAACCAUUCCAACUAUUACAAUGCCUUUUUCCUAUUUCAUCACGCUAAUUGGGAUCGCAUCUGACUUGUUCAGAUCCAUGAUCACGGUGUGUCUCAUUUUUGUACAUUGAGAUCCUCUCCCAAGGACUUGAAGCGAAAUACAAAUCUAGAGUCACCCAGUGUCCAAACCGUU